Molecule: messenger RNA, 1498 nt
Organism: Patiria miniata (bat star)
Lineage: Eukaryota; Metazoa; Echinodermata; Asteroidea; Valvatida; Asterinidae
Gene: c8orf37
Product: protein C8orf37 homolog
Exons: 5
Coding region: 133-774 (213 amino acids)
Cellular component (GO): cytosol
Source: RefSeq, a predicted model, not a curated record
UGACCUCAGAGAUAUGCAUAAUUCAUUAUUGAUAGGUUGGUGGGGAAGAUUAGUUGCACCGAAAUAAUCACAUAAAUUGUACUAGAAUUAUGUCAAUAAUCAUCGAAAUUAGGUAGAUGAUACGGUACAAACAUGGCAGACGACAUCGACGAUCUGCUAGACGAAGUGGAGACCAAAUUUUGCACAAAAACCCCAGUGAAAAAGGACAGUUCCAGUCGUCGCCAAGAAGAGAAAAAUCCUGUCGGCUCCAAAUCAAAGAAACCAGCUGGCCAGGAAUCAAAGCCCGCCCUCUCAAAGAAAAGUGCCAAGAAGCUAUCAGGCGAAGACGAUGACUUGAAUUCCAUGAUAGAUGACAUCAUAGAUGGCCCAGAACCACCGAAAUCACUCCAAAGACAGAACAGUCAGUCAAGUUACACAACUCCUUCAAGAACAGCAAGCAUAUCGCAGCGAAGGUGCAACCCAGUGUACCUCGGAGGCAGUGCAGAUCCUAUGGGAUUGAGCUCAGCUGUAUCACAGAGGAUGUGUGAUCAGUUGCGGUGUACAUCUUGCGAUUUCAAGAUCGUAGCUUUCGACAAUUACGAGUGGGACUCUACCUGCGAUUAUCUCUUCUUCAGGAAUAACGUUCCCGACUUCAAGAAACUGAGCGCCAAGUUAAAAAAGCGGAGAGGUAGUCGAGCAUAUGCGUGCCAGUGUAUGUGGCGGUCAGUCAAGACUGUCUCCAAGGUUGAACAGGACCUGCAACUGAAGUGGGUGUGUGGCAAGCACGCAUUGUGACACGUUGCUGAAGAUCUGUGCACUACAUGUUGGUAUGGACUCAUCGCAUGAGUACCCCCUCAUUAGGCUACAGUGAGAGAGCCAGGUGGGCACCUGAACGCAUUGCUGCCACAUGCCCGGUGCUCACGUGAAGACAAUUAGGAUUUGUGCACAGUUCGUGCAUACGCUCAAGAACCAGUGUUUGCACGCAUUAUGCCCCUCCUAUGGAGCUCAACCCAGUACUCGCCAAGAGCCAUCGACUGUUCAUCUACUGUGAGAAUGACUUGUGUGGAACUUACACGUGCCGAACAGUGAGAGUCUUUGAAUUUCCCAAGCUGAUGCUCCACCAGUUGCCCGUCCACCCAAUGUUGACACGUAAUUAUAGUCAGGGUUUCAAAAAUGGCUUUGUCUUGUAAGAACUUCCCCUGUCGUGGAGUUUGAGAAUUAUUGUAUGUGCAUAGAUCACUAGAGUGCGUUGAACUAUAUACAAUGUAUGUAGGGUAUUUUAAGUUUCAUAGACAAAAAGUACUGUUAGAUAAACAGGUAGACUACAGAUUGUAUCUUUUUAUACAACGCCUGAAUAAAUCCCCGUCGUCUGAUUGGUGGGUCGUUGAUCACAUGUCAUUGACUUAUUUGUCCCAACCCACAGCCCGGCCGCACCGCAAAAAUAGAAGUUCCAUUCCACUGUAAAUAGAAGUUCUAUUGCACGGUCACAUGAUUGGUGGCUCUGACCAAUCAGAUGACG